Molecule: messenger RNA, 834 nt
Organism: Pestalotiopsis fici W106-1
Lineage: Eukaryota; Fungi; Ascomycota; Sordariomycetes; Amphisphaeriales; Sporocadaceae
Exons: 3
Coding region: 1-834 (277 amino acids)
Source: RefSeq, a predicted model, not a curated record
AUGUCGGGCGCGCCAAUCGUACCCGUCCCGGCACCAUGGAAACUAAAGGGGACAGUUUACACGGUGACUUUUUGGUGUAAAGCUGGACAGCUACCAGAUUUUGCCUAUUCACCUCUGGAAGCCGCCUCCGCCUACGCUGAUCCCAAGAUCAGUGGCCAGCACCAUGGCGGAACCAGCCAGCUCCAAGUGAUUCGCUACACAGAAAGCCCUGUUGGGCCAUACGAUGAAAUGAUUAUUAUCCCAGGCUUCUUUGACUACCGUGUCGAGGAAAAUGGAAAAGUAAAGACAAAGAAGAAUGCCAGAGUCACGAGAAUUUACGUGUCGCAAAAUAAAACGUGCUGGAAUGGGCGUAAAAAUUGGAACAUACCGAAGCACUUGGCACGUUUCGACUUUCAAGACUUGCCAGACGGCUCUACCAAGAUACGGGUGUAUCCCCACGACACAUGCGACGGCGCGUCAGAAGUACAAGCGAGCAAUGUUCCCUUCUUCCAGGCCAUUGUGCAGCCACUCCGCUGGGCUCCACCAUUCCCGUUUUCGGCGAGUUGGCUUGGAUAUGCAGGUCUUGAUAUUUCCUUGGUGCAACCCCCCUUGCCCGAGGGCAAUGGUAGCCAGGGUGAAUUGCCGGGAACUGACAAGUGGUGUAAGAUACUCCCAGGUCAAGCUUCGAACAAUACAAGUCUGGCAUGGAUCGAUCUGAGUCAGAGGGAUGAGCAAGGAGCACUUAAUGGGCAGAAUGAGAACUUUUGGCCUAAUCUAGGAAGAUGGCAACUAGGUGUCAAGAUGGAGAAUUGCGAUAUCGAUUUUGGUGAGGGCGUCUAUUGGAGCGCUCUCUGA